This is a messenger RNA of Linum trigynum, 297 nucleotides long. Lineage: Eukaryota; Viridiplantae; Streptophyta; Magnoliopsida; Malpighiales; Linaceae. The record is from the annotation of a GenBank genome assembly.
AUGACUGCUUUCUCAGAGCCACUUGCUCACUCCGUGAGAAAAAGAAGACAGGCGGAGUUUCCGAGGCAAACUUUGCGCAAGUGGACUACAGGCUGGAGACAUCUCACGUCGAAACCGCCUACAUCGACCCUCCUCUACUGCCUUUCCGCACAACAAGACCUCGUGCGCGAGCUAUGGCGGUGCUAUCCUCCCUCACUCUCCGCUUCUACUCCAGCCGCUGCUCUCAUUGAGGGCGGAGCCGCGCUUCCCGUUCCUUUGCUUUCUUUACACGCCGCCGCAUUACCAGCUUCUGUGUAA